AUGACAGCUGCGGCCGCUGACCCGCCAUACUGGCUGAAGGACAUUCAGAAGCAGGGUUAUGCGGCUUUCAACCCCAACCCAAGCGGCUACAGAGUCUUCCGAAAUGUCAUGGACUAUGGAGCUAAAGGCGACGGCGUCACUGACGACACGGACGCAAUCAACCGUGCCAUCUCGGACCAGAAUCGAUGUGGACCGUGGGUGUGCGACUCCAGCACCACGACACCCGCCAUCAUUUACUUCCCCGCUGGUACCUACAUCAUCAGCAAAUCCAUCAUUAUGUACUACAUGACCCAGAUGCAUGGCAACCCCAACAGCCUUCCCGUCCUCAAAGCGACUCCUGGGCUCACUGGACUCGGCGUCAUCGAUGCCAGCAAGUAUAGCGAUGUCAAUGGCGAGCCUGGAUGGAUCUCUACGAAUAUCUUCACGCGACAGAUCCGGAAUUUUGUAAUUGACCUGACCGCCAUUCCGCCUGAUAGGGAUGCCAAGGGCAUUCACUGGCCAGCUUCUCAAGCGACCAGCCUUCAGAAUGUCAAGGUGGUAAUGACUCGGGCUGCAAAUUCCAAGCAUACUGGUAUCUUCGUUGAGAACGGAUCUGCUGGUUACAUGGUCGAUGUUGAGACCAUCGGUGGCUAUAUCGGCUUGGAAGUCGGCAAUCAACAGUACACCAUGCGUGGAAUCAAGGUCUCUGGAGCUGUGAUUGGCAUCAGGCAAAUCUGGAACUGGGGCUGGCUCUACCACGGUAUCACUAUUUCGGACUGCAAUACCGCUUUUUCCAUGUCCAAUGUGGACCAGGGCAAACAGCUGGUGGGCUCCGUCGUCAUCGCUGAUAGUGACAUCAUUAAUUGUCCGACUUUUGUGGAUAUGGCCUGGUCGUCCGGGUCUCAACCCAUUGGAGCCGGACAACUCAUCUUGGAAAACAUCGCUCUGACCAACGUUCCCGUUGCAGUUAAGGGUAAUGGAGCUACUGUCCUCGCGGGAGGUACCACACGAAUUGCUGCAUGGGGCCAGGGAACUCGGUAUACGCCAGACGGACCGCAGAGAUAUCAAGGCGCCCUUACACCAGCAAGGCGACCAGCGGGCCUUCUCAACGGCGACCGGUACUAUACCAAGUCGAAGCCACAGUACGAGCAACUCCCAGUCUCAAGUUUCCUCAGUGUUCGCACCCUGGGCGCAAAGGGAGAUGGCAGAACUGACGACACUGCUGCUGUUCAGAAUGCCAUCAAUCGAGCAGUCGCCGAGGGAAAGGUCCUUUUCUUUGACCACGGUGUGUACAAAGUAACGAACACCAUCUAUGUCCCGCCCAAUGCCCGCAUGGUCGGUGAGACGUAUUCGGUUAUCAUGGCCUCUGGUGCUGCGGGCAACUUCCUGGACUGGAGCAAUCCACAAGCAGUAGUACUGAUCGGCAGACCUGGCGAAAGCGGCAGCAUUGAAUGGUCGGACAUGAUCGUCUCAACACAAGGCCGUACCCCUGGCGCAAAGCUCAUCGAAUACAACCUCAACAGUGCACGAGGCUCUGGCCUGUGGGAUGUCCAUACCCGCAUUGGAGGAGCCGCUGGAACCGAUCUUCAAGUCGCCAAUUGCCCGACCUAUACUGUGAAGAAUGAAUGCAUGGUGGCUCACACAAACGUGCACGUUACGAAGCAUGCGCGAGGAGCGUAUUUCGAGAACAACUGGUUCUGGACUGCCGACCAUGAUCUUGAUGACGCAGACAGCACUCGAAUUUCUGUUUUUGCCGGCCGUGGUAUGCUCAUCGAAGGGUCAAACAUCUGGAUGUGGGCUACCGGCUCUGAGCAUCACACUCUGUAUCAGUUUCAGUUGUACGAAGCUGCAGACGUGUUUGCAGGCUUCAUCCAGACAGAGACACCCUACAUGCAGCCAGUACCUGAUGCGAAGUCGCAGCCUUACCCAGCCGAUUACGAUACUUAUCACGAUCCCAACUACGCAGCUGUAUGCGUCCCAGGUCAAAUCUGCGACGCGUUUGCGCUCAGAAUAGUCAACUCGCGCUCCAUCCACGUCUAUGGAGCUGGGUUGUACUCAUUCUUCAAGAACUACGACGUCUCGUGCAGUAGCCCCGACGCGCCGAAUGGAUCAAGAGACUGCCAGCACCGCAUCUUCACCAUUGAGGGCAGCUCAUCGGACAUAUUGAUCUACACCCUGAGCGAGGUGGGCGCGACGGAGAUGGUGACGAUCGAUGGCGUCGACAAGGCUAAAUGGAGUGACAAUCUGAGCGUCUACAGCAACACCAUCGGGCUGUUCACCUACCGAGUUUAG
Molecule: messenger RNA, 2271 nt
Organism: Westerdykella ornata
Lineage: Eukaryota; Fungi; Ascomycota; Dothideomycetes; Pleosporales; Sporormiaceae
Product: exo-beta 1,3 glucanase-like protein
Exons: 5
Coding region: 1-2271 (756 amino acids)
Molecular function (GO): polygalacturonase activity
Source: RefSeq, a predicted model, not a curated record